AUGGCUCACCGGUCCAACGACUUUGAGGAGCGUUUCUACGACGCCCCCCGCCGCCAGCGCGCCGAGAGCCGGGUUGCUUUCGACGAAGUUGAUGUUCGUGUGAGGGAGCGCGAGCGUGAGCGAGAAGGUGACCGCCUCCGCUUCCUGCGCGAUGAGCGUCCUCCCGAAGCCGGAGCCCUUGUUCUGAGCCGCAGAGAGGUUGAAUCAAGAGAGCUGUCACGGCCUCGCGCCCGCAGCCCUAGCCCUGUUUACCGCGAGCGGGUUGUACGCAGAGCCCGCAGCUUGACACCUCCGCACGUUCAUCAUGAGCAAGAGCUCGAGCGCUCCCGAGUUCGCGUCACCGAGCGCGAGCGAGAGAUUCGCAGUCCAUCCCGCGGCCCUCCUCCGGAGAUGAUCCGCGCUCGAUACGUUGAGAGGCAGCGCUCACCCUCUCCUCCUCCUCCCCCAGCCAGAGAACGCAGCCGCGUUGGCGUGCGCAUCGUCGAGCGUGAGAGGGAAAGAGAGCGGGUUCCCUCCCCCUCGCCCUCACCGCCACCACCACCGCCUCAACCUCAGGUCAUUCGUGGCCCCACGAUCGAAAGAGAAGUCAUUACGCACUACAGAGACAUCGAUCAUGGUGAGUACAAGGACAAACUGCAGGAAAUAAGACCCCCGCGAGGUCUAAUGCAUCCAGGUGUUACCCGCGUGCCCAGCCCGCCGCCUCCCCCUCGUCCCGCUCCUCGCCCCAAGACCCGCACCGAGGAGCGGGAGUUAGAUAUCGACAUCACCACCUCCCGCAGAGGGACCGACAUUGACAUUCACCGCUCGCAAAGCCGCCACCGAUCUCCUAGUAGGGAACGCAGAUCCCCCGCUUUCCAGGACAGCAGAGAACUCGUCGUGAGUACCGACCGUCUCCGCAUCGACGACCGUCAUUACCACAGCGGGUCACGCCGUAGAGCUCACUCUGCGGCCGCACGCACACCCGUCGAUGAGGAAGCCGAGUACAUCACCUCCAAGAUCGACUCACGCGGCAAGAUGGGCGAGGCUUGGAACGGUGCAACCAAAGACUGGUCCAUUGUCGAUGUCCCGCCCGGUACCGAGCGUGUCCGUAUGGAUGGCGUUGGCGGUGGCUCUGCCGAGGUCACUUGGCAGCGUUACAACGGUGUGAGGCGGGCACAGUUCAUUCCCGAACGGGACGGCGCUCCCAUUUCGGCGCCGGCCCCACUUCCCGCCGAACCCUCACCACGAGAGUCCCGAGACCGCCUCAGCCUCCAGGUUUAUGACCGUGAGACUGAGAUCGAAAUUGAGAAGACAAAGGACCGCGCCCCGCGCCGCGGACCUCCAUCAAAGCGCAACGAGAUGUGGACCGAGAUCACAAAGGACCUGGUCAUUCGUGAUGCCAUUAUUCAGCUUGGAUAUGAUUUCGAGGAGACUGAAUACUUUUUCUACAUUAUGCAAUAUCUGAAAUACGAUGAUGUGCUUGAAUUGGUGCAGGUAUCUGACGAUAUCCGCCGCUUCCGCAAGCAGCGCGUCCGCGAAUAUGAGAGGGAGUGGGUGCAUGAUGACUGGGACCGCCGGUCUUCUCAUCACCAUCACCACCGCGGACCAAGCAGCAAGUACGACGAUGAGCGAAUCUACGAGCGUGAGGUCGUCUACGACAGUCAGCGUCCCCGACGUUAUUAA
Colletotrichum paranaense is the source of this 1662-nucleotide messenger RNA. RefSeq lists its product as uncharacterized. The record is from RefSeq and is a predicted model, not a curated record. Lineage: Eukaryota; Fungi; Ascomycota; Sordariomycetes; Glomerellales; Glomerellaceae. The transcript has 2 exons. The coding region runs from base 1 to 1662 and encodes 553 amino acids.